CACUGGCAAGUGGUCGGGAGAGGCGUUCACACGCACGACGUGCGACGACUCGCCCGUCUCGGUCGAUCGGUACCAGCGUUCACACGCACGACGACUCGCUCGACGCCUUCACACGCUUGACGACUCGCCCGACGCUUCGACUCGCCCGUCUCGUUCGAUUGGUUUUACAGGCGUUCACAACCCCCACGCGCUUUACCAUGGACGACCCGAAGCCGGCGACGGCGCGGAUCGCCGUGCUGGCGGCCAUGCUCUUCCAGAACGUGGCCUACACGCUCCUGCGCAGAUACAGCCAGGGCGUGCUCCACGAGAAUUAUAGUUACGCCGAGGUGCUCGUCCUGGCCGAGGUCGCGAAGACCGCCGUCGCCGGCGCCGUCGCCUGCCGCGGCGAGGCGAACCCGCUCGCGACGCUCGCCGCGCUCGUGAGGGACUCGCGGCAGAUGCUCUUCCUCGCGAUUGUCUACGCGACGAUGAACCUGUUGUCGUUCGCCGCGCUCCGCCGCGUCGACGCGUCGACGUUCACGGUCUGCGCGCAGCUGAAGAUCCUCUCCACGGCGGGCUGCUCCGCGGUCUUCCUGCGGCGCGCGCUCUCGCCGGCGAAGUGGCGCGCGCUCGCGUCUCUGACCGUCGGCGCGAUCCUCGUGUCGCGCUCCGCGCUCGGGGGCGGCGGCGCGGCGGAGGACGCCGGGGACCGCCGCGUCGCCGUGGUCGGCCUCGCGGCCGUGCUCACCGAGGUCACGCUCAGCGGCUUCGCGAGCGCCUACUUCGAGGGCGUCAUCAAGGCCUCGGGCAAGCGGCUCACGAUCUUCGACCGCAACUUCCAGCUGGGCCUCCACUCGCUGCUCCUGUACGGCGCGGUCAUCGCCGUCGAGGGCGGCGGGCCGCCGAGCUUCCGGGGCUUCUCGCCGGCGGCCGGCGCGCUCGUCGCGCUCGGCGCGGCGGGCGGUUUGCUGGUCGCGCUGACGUUGAAGUACGCGGACGCGAUAUUGAAGACGCUGGCGACGGCCGGCGGCGUCGUCGUGUCCAUCGCGUUGGAGGCGCUCCUCCUCGGCGCGCCGCUGUCGGCCGGCACCGCGCUGGGCGCGGCCGUCGUCGUCAUCGCCAUCUUCGACUACGCGCUCGACGCGACGCCGAAGCGCGAGGACGAGCUCGAGGACCUCCCGCCGCUCCUCGACGCGCCGACGCGCGACGGUGAUGCGUAAGAGGGGGGUCCCUUCGACUCACAGGCGUCGAGUACGAUGCAAUUUUAGUAUUUUGAAC
Messenger RNA from Aureococcus anophagefferens, 1257 nucleotides. RefSeq lists its product as hypothetical. Gene Ontology annotation, cellular component: Golgi membrane. The coding region runs from base 198 to 1199 and encodes 333 amino acids. Lineage: Eukaryota; Pelagophyceae; Pelagomonadales; Pelagomonadaceae. The transcript has a single exon. Gene Ontology annotation, molecular function: UDP-galactose transmembrane transporter activity. Gene Ontology annotation, biological process: pyrimidine nucleotide-sugar transmembrane transport. The record is from RefSeq and is a predicted model, not a curated record.